Suillus subaureus is the source of this 799-nucleotide messenger RNA. RefSeq lists its product as uncharacterized. The transcript has 4 exons. Bases 116 to 733 code for a protein of 205 amino acids. Lineage: Eukaryota; Fungi; Basidiomycota; Agaricomycetes; Boletales; Suillaceae. The record is from RefSeq and is a predicted model, not a curated record.
GUGAGAUAUAAUUGCUAAAUAUGUGCAUGUCGGACCUUUGAUAUUAUAAACUCCGCAUCCUACUCCUGAUGUCGACAGCACCAGCGACAAACGACUGCAGGCUUUUUCUUCAGAUAUGUUCGGAAGUAACACGGUACAAUCUUCCUGGGCAAAUCCCCAACAGAACCAGAGCCAACCGCAGAGUUCUGGUUUUGGUCAGCCUAGCGGCUUCGGAACCGGAGCAGCCUUUGGAUCAACAGGUGCUUUUGGUCAGCCCCAGCAGCCACAGGCCAACCCAAUGUUUGGCAAUUUGGCGAACCCAAGCUCGGGAACUUCAGCAUUUGGUGUGUCCUAUCGCGUUUGUAUUGUAUUCCUCGUGACUGAAUUACAUUCGGCGCAGGCGCAUUUGGCCAGAAUCCUCCACAACCAGCCGCGGGUACCUCAGCAUUCGGAGCUCCAAAGCCUGCCACGGGCUUAUUUGGAGGGGCAGGUACCUCAGCUUUCGGAAGUGGCGGUAAUACUUUUGGCUCGACGGCUGGAACGGGGACCACUGUUUUCGGGUCUAAUCCCAACACUGGGGGUGCGUUUGGUUCUUUUGGACAGAAUAGACCCACCACUGGCUUUGGUUCUACUUCUCCAACCACUGGCAAUGACACCGCUGCUCCUGUUACAACAGGCACAUCGAAUCCUUCCUACAGCUCGUUCGGUGAAAAGGAUCCAACGUCAGCAACUACUCUGCAAUAUCAAACUAUAACGGCUAUGCCCGCCUAUCGAGGGACAUCGCUCGAGGAGCUUCGUCAUCAAGAUUAUCAACAGGGAC